AUACUGUCUAAGCAAUACUUAUACCUUAAAACACAAUCCCUGUUUCACUUUGAGUACUUUGAGCUGAUUUAUUCUUUGACUUGAAGUACUUUAAAUACAUAGUACUGCCCAGUCUCCAUGUAACGUCACAGUACUCUACAGGGUGGUAUUAGUACUGCAGUUGUGAUGUCUCUGCAGAAGGGAACACACCCCGGUAUUAAAGCAUGCAGUACUUUCUGGGCGGAGUGAGUACUUUGUGCAGAAUGUGGAUCUGCAGGUUUCUGCUCCGACCGGAUCAGCAGGAGAGGAUCUGAGUACUCUCCGUCUCAACAACGCAGUACUUCAGUACUCUCUGACCCAGGUGUGUGUACUGUGUGUACUGUGUGUACUGUGUGUGUGGUUGGGUCAGUGAAGGCAACAUGGCGGUGAAUCUGAGCAGAAACGGGCCGGCUCUGAUGGAGGCUUACAAACAGGUGGUGGACGGGAAGGUGGACACUAACUGGGCUCUGUUUACUUAUGAAGGAAACUCUAAUGACAUCCGUCUGGCUGAAAAGGGAGACGGGGGUCUGGAGGAGAUGGUGGAGGAGUUGAACAGCGGGAAGGUGAUGUACGCUUUCUGUCGAGUCCAAGACCCCAACUCAGGCCUGCCCAAGUAUGUCCUGAUAAACUGGACAGGUGAAGGUGUGAAGGACUCUCGUAAAGGAGUGUGUGCGAACCAUGUGAGCUCCAUGGCCACCUUCCUGAGGGGGGCUCACGUCACUAUAAACGCUCGAUCAGAGGACGACGUGGAGCCGGACGACGUCCUGCAGAAAGUGUCCCGAGCGUCCGGAGCCAGUUUUAAUUUCCACAAAAGCACCGAGAGCAGAGACGCUCCCCGAGGGCCGGUGGGCUCUGUGUAUCGUAAGACCAACGCUGUGGAGGAAAUCCUGAAGACCAAAAAGGACGACUUCUGGACUCAGACUGAGAGGGAGGAGGAGGUGAGCAGACGGCAGGAGGGCGAGCGAGCAGGGAGGGAGAGAGAGAGGCUGGAGAGAGAGAGGAGGCAAGAGGACGAGAGACAGAGAGAGGAGAGAGAGAGGAGGAGCAGAGAGAGAGAGGAGCAGCUCCAGCAGGACAGGAUCUCUCAGAAGCAGAGAGAGGAAGAAGAGCGAGAGAAAGAGCAGCAGAGAAGAGAGAUGGUGCAGGAAAAUGGAAACAAGAAGUCUGGCAUCAGCUCUGCGGCGUCGGUGCAGAAAGCGAACGAGGCCAAGUCCCUGAUUUCCCAGAGAUCUUUUAACCCUCGAGAGGUUUUCCAGCAGAGGGAGCAGAGCCACGAGAAGUUCUCUCCUGCACUCAGACCAGGGAAGCUGCAGAGCCCCUUUUUCUCUCCUGUCUCCCCCUCCCCUGUCUCCCCCUCCCCUGUCUCCCCCUCCCCUGUCUCCCCACCCUCACCUGUCUCCCCCCCCUCACCUGUCUCCGCCCCCUCACCUGUCUCACCCUUCCCGGCGUACUCCAUGCACCGCCUGUCUCCUGCCUCACCUCUCCUGUCUCUCUCUCCUGUCUCCCCCUCACCUGUCUCCCCCCCCUCACCUGUCUCCGCCCCCUCACCUGUCUCACCCUUCCCGGCGUACUCCAUGCACCGCCUGUCUCCUGUCUCACCCCUCUCUCCUGUCUCACCCCCCCCGGAGACAGCAGCAUCACCUGCUCCCGCUGCAGUGUUCCCAGAGGAGGAGGCGGAGUGGUCUGAUGACUUUGAAGAGGAGGCUCCUCCAGCUGAGGAGGAUCUGUACGAGGUUCCAAACCCAGACCUGGACGAGGACCUUUAUGAAGACCUGACCCUCAUCUCCACAGCUGAAGUCCCAGAAAGCAACGGGCAGGGAGCGUGUGCUAGAGCUCUGUACGACUACCAGGGGGUCGAUGACUCCGAGAUAACCUUUGACCCCGAUGACAUCAUCACGGGGAUCGAGUUUCUGGACGAGGGUUGGUGGAGAGGAUUCGGACCGACCGGACACUAUGGGCUGUUCCCGGCGAACUACGUGGAGUUAAUGUAGCUGUUCUGCAUGCUAUCUGCCAGACAUCAUUACACAUAAUCAAUACUUACAUCAGUCUGUGGUCAAAUUAAAGGUGUGUCCCUGGAGGAAGGUCCCAUUGUUCUAAAUUACUGGAUUUAAAGACUCAUAAUAAACUCUGUCAAUAUUCAAGAA
Trematomus bernacchii (emerald rockcod) is the source of this 2162-nucleotide messenger RNA. RefSeq names its product drebrin-like protein B. Gene Ontology annotation, cellular component: postsynaptic density; dendrite; actin filament. Gene Ontology annotation, molecular function: actin filament binding. Gene Ontology annotation, biological process: neuron projection morphogenesis; positive regulation of dendritic spine morphogenesis; regulation of actin filament polymerization. The transcript has 15 exons. Lineage: Eukaryota; Metazoa; Chordata; Actinopteri; Perciformes; Nototheniidae. The record is from RefSeq and is a predicted model, not a curated record. The coding region runs from base 399 to 2009 and encodes 536 amino acids.